AUGACUCACACUGUAGACCGCCCUCAUAAGUGCGAAAUAUGCAAUAAAAGAUUUUUAAAGCUAUGUUAUUUAAAAAGACAUUUAUCAGUGCAUACGGUAAACACCACAUGUGAGACAUGUGGCAAAACAUUUAGAUCAAGAUUCACAUUAAUGCAACAUGCUAGAGUUCAUACCGGAGAACGUCCUUACGGUUGUAGAUUUUGCAAUAAAGCAUUUGCUACAACACAAGGAUUAAACUACCAUGAAUUGACCCAUUCUGGAGAACGUGAUUAUAAUUGUGAUAUAUGCAAUAAAACAUUUAAAAAACAAAACGAGCACUAA
Molecule: messenger RNA, 321 nt
Organism: Ctenocephalides felis (cat flea)
Lineage: Eukaryota; Metazoa; Arthropoda; Insecta; Siphonaptera; Pulicidae
Product: zinc finger protein 570-like
Exons: 1
Coding region: 1-321 (106 amino acids)
Biological process (GO): regulation of transcription by RNA polymerase II
Molecular function (GO): RNA polymerase II cis-regulatory region sequence-specific DNA binding; DNA-binding transcription factor activity
Source: RefSeq, a predicted model, not a curated record